GCUGGGCCGGGACGUCAUUCCGAUUGAUAACGAGCUAGUGUCAUUUUCAAGUGUAAUCGCAAAUUUUUGCAUAAAGAAAAAUGUCUUUCAUGCCAUCAGUGAUAGAUGAUUUGGCGGCGUUCAGGCGCCCCCGCCGCCUGAUGAACCAGCAUUUCGGGUUAGGAUUGACACCCGACGAUUUUCUGACCGUAUCCAAUGGACCUCUGCUGAACAGGGAAUACUUUAGAACCUGGCGUCAUCUUGCAGCAGCAACUAAAGACCUGGGCUCCAACAUCAAAGUGGACGUUGAUAAAUACCAAAUCAACUUGGAUGUUCAGCAUUUCGCUCCAGAAGAAAUCUCCGUGAAGACUGCGGGUGGCUACAUCAUCGUAGAAGGCAAUCAUGAGGAGAAGAAAGAUGAACAUGGCUAUAUCUCUCGGCGUUUCGUUCGAAAAUACGAACUACCAGAAGGGACGCUGCCUGAAGCUGUGGAGUCAAAACUGUCUUCAGAUGGAGUCCUGAUCAUCACUGUUCCGAAGCCUAUUCCAGAAUCGAUCAAGGACGAAAGGAAAGUUCCUAUUGUACAAACUGGCCCUGUUCGUAAGGAAAUUAAGGACCAGAAUGAAGGUACCAGCGACCAGAAGAAAGAAGAGUAAACGUUCUUCUUUAAAGGAGAAAAGUUCUUCCUUAGCUUUUAAGUAUGAUCCAGCUCUCGCAUUUCUAAAGUAUUAGUGCAAUUUAAGACUGUAUUUGUUUUUGUUGUUUUGUAAAUUAAUAAAAUUUUCAUCGCUUCUUA
This is a messenger RNA of Papilio xuthus (Asian swallowtail), 775 nucleotides long. RefSeq names its product protein lethal(2)essential for life-like. Gene Ontology annotation, cellular component: nucleus; cytoplasm. Gene Ontology annotation, biological process: protein refolding; response to heat. NCBI's taxonomy places the organism in Eukaryota, Metazoa, Arthropoda, Insecta, Lepidoptera, Papilionidae. The transcript has a single exon. Bases 81 to 635 code for a protein of 184 amino acids. The record is from RefSeq and is a predicted model, not a curated record.